GGGCGGGCACAACGCGCGAGGCGCGAGCGAAGAGGAGGCGCGCAGAGCAAUGGCGGUGCAGGAGGCGCGUCCCAACCACACCAUUUACAUCAAUAACCUGAACGAGAAGAUCAAGAAGGAUGAGCUGAAGAAGUCGCUGUACGCCAUCUUCUCGCAGUUCGGGCAGAUCCUGGACAUCCUGGUGUCCCGCAGCCUGAAGAUGAGGGGGCAGGCCUUCGUCAUCUUCAAGGAGAUGGGCAGCGCCACCAACGCGCUGCGCUCCAUGCAGGGCUUCCCCUUCUACGACAAGCCCAUGCGCAUCCAAUACGAAACGGACUCAGACAUCAUAGCCAAAAUGAAGGGCACUUUUGUGGAGCGCGACCGGAAGAGGGAGAAAAGGAAACCCAAAGGGAGCGACGCCCCCCCCCCAAAAAAGAACCCCCCCCCGGGGGCGGCCGCACCGGUACGGAAAGCUCAGAGCAGCCAUUAAUGG
Molecule: messenger RNA, 472 nt
Organism: Gallus gallus (chicken)
Lineage: Eukaryota; Metazoa; Chordata; Aves; Galliformes; Phasianidae
Product: U1 small nuclear ribonucleoprotein A-like
Biological process (GO): mRNA splicing, via spliceosome
Cellular component (GO): U12-type spliceosomal complex
Molecular function (GO): U12 snRNA binding; pre-mRNA intronic binding
Source: RefSeq, a predicted model, not a curated record